Messenger RNA from Monomorium pharaonis (pharaoh ant), 2148 nucleotides. RefSeq names its product E3 ubiquitin-protein ligase MARCHF5. Gene Ontology annotation, molecular function: zinc ion binding. The transcript is spliced from 7 exons. The record is from RefSeq and is a predicted model, not a curated record. Lineage: Eukaryota; Metazoa; Arthropoda; Insecta; Hymenoptera; Formicidae. Bases 74 to 1258 code for a protein of 394 amino acids.
AGACUUACUUAACUAAUGAAAUAACAGCAUUGACGUCUCAAGAUCGUGCUUAAGAUGCAUAGAACUUGUAUUAAUGGAGAGGCCUUGGUGCAUCGCGCGCGGGGAGAAUCAACAGAGGUGGAUACAUGUCAUUUUUCGUGUGGGAACAGAUGGUGAUGAAUCUAUGAGCAUUUUGCUCCAUAUAAACACGAUGUCGGACGAUAACAUGCCGCAUAUCUCUUAUGGACUUGAUAGUCGCGGAAGGAUAGUGCGUAUCGAAUCGGGUAUAACCAGGGCUAAUAUCAGACGUCUUCCGAGCAUAGAGGAGGCUUUAAGAAGGCUUAGCACAAAUUUAAGAUCCGAUAGACAAACAACUGACUCUAACAAUGAAAUAUCUGAUUCUCAAGCUACAGCACAAGUAGCAUCGCUGGAAGAGGAUAGUUCCCAAAACGCAUGGGAUGACAUAACGGAUCAUGAAUUAUCUGUUGAUAUUACUGAUGGGGCAUCUUCACCAAAUCAAAUUACAUCUAGUGUACCAUCAUUGACUCCAGAAGAAGACAGGCGAUACUGUUGGGUAUGUUUUGCAACUGAUGAAGAUGAUGCAACUGCAGCAUGGGUUAAACCAUGUCAUUGCCGAGGCACUACAAAAUGGGUUCAUCAGGGUUGUAUUCAGAGAUGGGUUGAUGAAAAGCAAAAGGGUCAUGCUGGACAUGCUGUAGCAUGCCCUCAGUGUAAUACAGAAUAUAUUAUAGUUUAUCCAAACAUGGGUCCAUUAGUGGUAGUACUCGACACGAUUGACGCAGUUAUCUUCCGAGUAUGUCCCUUCAUUGCUGCUGGUAUAGUAGUUGGAUCCAUAUAUUGGACAGCUGUGACUUAUGGCGCGGUUACUGUUAUGCAAGUGGUGGGUCAUAAGGAUGGCCUUACCAUGAUGGAACAGGCCGAUCCUUUAGUCCUGUUGGUUGGGUUGCCAACCAUUCCAAUUAUGUUAGUUUUGGGAAAAAUGCUUCGUUGGGAAGAUCAAGCUCUGAGUUUUUUAAGGCGACACGCAUCCAAAGUUCCUAUUUUAAGGCAUUUUCUACCGAGCAGUUACAAUUGUUUCAGUUAUAUUGACGAAGAAACAAGUAUACAAUCUGAGGAUAUACCACCAAUGAACGAUCCAGUAUCUGCAACACGUGUUCUUUGUGGUGCACUUUUAUUACCAACUAUUGCUAGUUUAUGUGGAAGAAUAUUUUUCGAAAGUAUAAAUUCCAAUUUUCAAAGAACAUUGUUGGUUUGGUGAUUAAAUGAUUAAAAUCAACCAACAGGAUUAUAGUGAAGUAAAAACUUGGUGUGCCCAGCUCGCAUUUUUUCCAAGACUAUGUUAUUAAUAAAUUACAUUUUUAAAAAAGGUAAAAAAAGGCACCAAGUGUAUAGUUUUUCUUUAAUGAAAAAAAUCACAAAUCCAAGAUAAUACUUUUGAUCAAAUUCAACAUAAGGGAUAUAUAUUUUUAUGUAUAUUGGAAAAAAUCACAUUUAUUUAUGUAUCAAAUCUAAGAUAAUAAAUCCAAGAUAGAGAAAAGGUAUCGAAUUUGAAACACCACUUUGUUUUUGGAUUAUAUUUUUUAAAUAAUAGUUACAAAAACGCUUUUGAAAAUACUAAUUUAAAUUAGAAAGUCUCUUCUAUCAAAUAAUAUAGUAAUUUUUACAACACUGUUUCUUAUUUUUUUUAAUAAUUAUUGUUCUUUUAAUACAUGUCAAAAAGGGCAUCUGACGAAAUGGGCGCCUAAUUUGGAAUCCAUAUACAAUUGAAGUAUUAAUGUUACAUUAUUGAAUUAUACAUUACAUAAAUUACGUAAUUCUAUAGACUGUGUUAUUCCGUUAGGUUAGGUUAGGUGAGGUUAGAUUAGGUUAGUCUAAGAAGCAUAUUUUUUAACAGGCACGUUUUUUCGACUCGUCUAUUGUUUCCCGUAAAAUCUCACCUCGAAACGUUAGGUUAUGAUAGGUUAUAUAAUAAAAUUACGAUCACGGUGCAGCUAUACUGCGGUCGCUGCAUAGUAACAAUAGUUAUCAUUACUAGGCCCCUGAUCUUACGGAGUGUUCCAAUUUACGCACACACAAUAACUUUAUGUUUACACCUGCAUUACAAAAUAAAUAUAAAAGAGAAAAAUAAAAACAAACAGUUUUAGGAAA